This is a messenger RNA of Pocillopora meandrina, 1443 nucleotides long. The record is from the annotation of a GenBank genome assembly. NCBI's taxonomy places the organism in Eukaryota, Metazoa, Cnidaria, Anthozoa, Scleractinia, Pocilloporidae.
AUGCCUUGGGCCAUAAAUUGGAUGUUCGUUAACACUGAGAGUCCUUCUGAAGCUUCGCUGGAUAAUUCAACCAGAAUGCUGUCAUCGUGCCUCAAUACUCCGGAGCUUACCUGGAACUUCCAGCACGAUAUUUUUCUUUACGUUGCGAUCGCCGUCUCAGCCACUGCUUCUCCGUUAAUCACUCUUUCAAACAUCUUAGUGAUCUUAGCGGUCAAGAAAUUCAGAGAGUUACAGAGAAAUUCUAACAUUCUGAUCGCUAGUUUGGCUGUGGUUGAUCUCUUAGUGGGUGCAGUUUCUAUGCCACUGAAAAUCGCUUUGAUUGCACUGAUCAUUCGAGGAACUGCAUCAGAAAACAUCGUCUGUAGGUUAAGUGAUAUCACUGGCUCGUUCAUGUACACUGUUUACAAUGUUUCGUUUUAUCACUUAGUUUUAAUAGCCUGGGAGAGGUACACAGCUAUAGUAAAAUGCACGGAUUACAAAAUCUUGGUUACAAAAGAACGCUUACAGAGAUAUGCCGGACUCGCCUGGAUAGCAUCCGUCGUAACGAAUGCCUUGCAUCCCGCUUUAUCGGCCGCUGGUGUUGGUGAUGAGGUUCUCCUGACUCUACAUGUAACCUCAGUUCUUGUCUGGUUCAUAGGCAUGUCCUUGAUGGCUUAUUUUUAUCGUAUGGUCUAUAUUGUAAUACGGAAUCGGAAGGAAAGCCAAAUCAGGCGCGUAAAUUCUUUAAUCAAAGCAAGGAUUGAAACGAAGAUUGCUUUUACUGCUGUUGUGACAAUGGUAACCGUCUUCACGUCCGCUGUUCCUCUAAUGUGUUUUCUCAUUCUGGCAACAUUUGUGCCUUUUUUUCGUGCAAACUCGGUUCACCACUGGGGUGAAAUUAUCCUCCAGUUUAACUCUCUUGCAAAUCCUUUGCUUUAUUUCUAUAGAAACAAACACUAUAGGAAAGCCGUGCUGGAGCUUUUGAGAUUCGGGAUUCCUAAGGAAGUCGAGCCGACUUGCAGUAGGUUUGAAUUUCAUGAGGCUGAGCGACACCGUGCUGUCGUUGCUCUCUUAAGCUUUCGAAGUCUUGUGGACAUCGAAAGUGUCUCGUGCCAUAGCCACAGGCGGGCACAGUCAUGUGCGGCGAGGACCAGCCGUGGCAAUUCACGUAACGCACAACAACCUGACGCACAACAACCUUUCAAGGUGCAGUUGGACAAGGCACCUGGAGAGGAACCGGCUGAACGAGAGACUGUGAAGUCAUUUAAGGAUAGCGACAACGAUAAAAAGCCACAUCUCCACAAAGUGGGGAGAUCAAACUCUUUGAUGGAUAAGGGGGCCGUUGUAGAGACUAGCGCUUGGCUAAGUGUAACGGCAGUUAAAAGGCGAAAUUCAGCGCCAUCGGGUCUUGCAGCGAUUGAAAGUCGCUCACGAACAGAAACCUACAAUGGUACAAACUUUUAG